GUGCCUCCCCGGGGCCAAGCCCGCUGUUACCCGCCGUAGACCGUUUUCUCAGCCCCCACAGCCGGCCUAGGAACCAGGUUCCCUGCUGCCCCGGGACGCGAUCGCUCUGUGUCUCCGCGGCGCCGGCCCCCGACAUGCACCUCUACCUUCUCCCGCUGCUCGCGUUGUGGCUUGAGGGCUCCACUGCGGAGGAGCGCAGCUACGGCUUGGGGGGACGCUGGAGCAUCCGCAGCGGCAACGGCUCGCUGGAGCUGUCGGGAGAGGUCCCCGGCUGUGUGCACAGUGCCUUGUUCCAGCAAGGCCUGAUCCAGGAUCCUUACUACAGGUUUAAUGACCUUACCUACAGAUGGAUCUCCCUGGAUAACUGGACCUAUAGCAAGACAUUUAAAAUCCCCUUUGAUAUUAGCAAAUGGCAAAAAGUAAAUUUGAUUUUUGAGGGAGUAGAUACAGUUUCAAAAAUCCUGUUCAAUGACAUCACUAUUGGGGCAACAGACAACAUGUUCAAUAGAUAUAAGUUUGAUAUCACCAGCAUGGUCAGAGAUGUGAACUACCUCGAGGUGCGUUUCCAGUCAGCGCCGUUGUAUGCGGCACAGAAGAGCAGAGCUCACACUCGCUACAAGGUGCCCCCCGAGUGCCCCCCAUCUGUGCAGAAGGGUGAAUGCCAUGUCAAUUUUAUUCGGAAGGAGCAGUGUUCUUUUAGCUGGGACUGGGGACCUUCCUUUCCUACCCAGGGAAUCUGGAAAGACGUUAGAAUUGAAGCCUAUAAUCUUUGUCAUCUGAACUACUUCACCUUUUUCCCGACAUAUGAGACAGAGUCUCACUUCAUUGCCCUGAGUAGAGUGCCAUGGCAUCACACAGCUCACAGCCAUCUCCAGUUCCUGGGCUUAGGCGAUUCUCUUGCCUCAGCCUCCCAAUUAGCUGGGACUACAGAUAACAGUGCCCAGGAGUGGAAUCUUGAAAUAGAGUCUUCUUUUGAUGUUGUUAGCUCAAAGUCAGUGGGUGGUAAAGUGAUCGUAUCCAUUCCUAAAUUGCAAACAAAUCAGAUGUACAACAUUGAACUUCAACCCGGGGAAAGGAUUGUUGAGCUGUUUGUGAAAAUUAACAAGAAUGUUACUGUAGAAACUUGGUGGCCUCACGGACAUGGAAACCAGACUGGGUACAACAUGACAAUUCUUUUUGAAUUGGAUGGAGGCUUAACUAUUGAGAAAUCAGCAAAGGUUUAUUUUCGGACAGUGGAACUUAUAGAAGAGCCUAUCAAAGGGUCUCCUGGUCUAAGUUUCUAUUUCAAAAUUAAUGGAUUUCCCAUAUUUCUGAAAGGCUCCAACUGGAUCCCAGCAGAUGCCUUCCAGGAUCAAGUGACCUCUGACGUGUUACGUCUCCUUCUGCAGUCUGUUGUGGACGCUAACAUGAACACUCUUCGCGUGUGGGGAGGAGGAAUUUAUGAGCAGGAUGCAUUUUACGAACUCUGUGAUGAACUAGGAAUAAUGAUAUGGCAGGAUUUUAUGUUUGCCUGUGCCCUCUAUCCAGCUGAUGGAGACUUCAUUGAUUCCGUGAGAGCAGAAGUUGCUUACCAGAUCAGGAGACUGAAAUCUCAUCCCUCUAUCAUCAUAUGGAGUGGCAAUAAUGAAAAUGAAGCGGCCCUGAUGAUGAACUGGUAUCAUAUCAGAACUGUCGACCUACAAACCUACAUCAAUGACUAUGUGACGCUUUACGUGAAAAACAUCAGAGAGAUGGUCUUGGCAGGAGAUAAGAGUCGUCCUUUUAUUAUAUCCAGUCCUACAAAUGGGGCUGAAACCAUCGCAGAAGGCUGGGUAUCGUGCAACCCUUAUAGCAAUUAUUUUGGAGAUGUACAUUUUUAUGACUAUUUCAGUGAUUGCUGGAAUUGGAAAGUUUUCCCCAAAGCUCGCUUUGCAUCUGAAUAUGGGUAUCAGUCCUGGCCUUCCUUCAGCACAGUAGAAAAGGUCUCAUCUAAAGAGGACUGGUCUUUCAGUAGCAAAUUUUCACUUCAUCGACAACAUCACGAGGAUGGUAACAACCAAAUGCUUCAUCAGGCCCGACUUCAUUUCAAACUCCCGCAAAGCACGGAUCCAUUACGCGCAUUUAAAGAUACCAUCUACCUUACUCAGGUGAUGCAGGCUCAGUGCGUCAAAACAGAAACGGAAUUCUACCGCCGCAGCCGCAGUGAGCUAGUGAACCAGGAGGGGCACACCAUGGGCGCGCUCUACUGGCAGCUGAAUGACAUCUGGCAGGCCCCUUCCUGGGCCUCUCUGGAAUACGGAGGAAAGUGGAAGAUGCUUCAUUACUUUGCUCGUCAUUUCUUUGCUCCACUGUUGCCAGUUGGCUUUGAGGAUCAAAAUGCGUUCCACGUCUACGGUGUGUCAGACCUUCACUCAGACCAUAGGAUGACGCUCACUGUGAGAGUCCACACGUGGAGCUCCCUGGAGCCCUUGUGCUCUCUGGUGACUAAAGGUUUUGUGAUCAGAGCAGGAGAGGCCGUCCUCCUCUAUAAGGAGCCAGUGUCCUCAUUGCUGAGGAGAUGUGGGAAUUGUACUCGGGAAAGCUGUGUGGUUUCCUUUUACCUUUCAAAUGACCUUGAACUCUUGAGCCCAAUCAACCAUCACUUCCUGUCCUCACUGAAGGAGGCUGUGGGGCUCCGCCCAGCACAUAUCACUGCCGUCAUCUCUCAGCAAGGUGACACAUUUGUUUUUGAUCUGGAAACCUCAGCUGUCGCUCCCUUUGUUUGGCUGGAUGUAGGAAGCGUCCCAGGGAGAUUUAGCGACAAUGGCUUUCUCAUGACUGAGAAGACUCGAAGUAUAUCAUUUUACCCUUGGAAGCCCACAAGCAAGAGUGAAUUGGAGCAAUCUUUUCAUGUGACUUCCCUGAUAGACAUUUACUGAGGGAAUCCAGGUUGUGUUUUCAGUGGGCACUGGGAAUAAACCCUGUCCGAGGCCCUGGCUGACGAGGAAGGCAGCCAGAGGCAAGUCGCAGAAGCUGAGAGGAACAUCUGCCGGAGCCCUGCUCAGACAGUCACUCUGGUGAAGAGUGUGUCCCCUGAUCACUCUCAGGGAAGGGCUGUUAAUGCAGCUGAAGUCCUUAAGCCUCAGCCUGGGUGUCCUUGAAUUUGUGCCAGACGGCCUUUUAGCCCUUUACCUCCCACCUUUAGUGGCACAGGAUCCAACUGUCAUCAGGUGGCCCCUCAGGGAGUCACAGGAAUGUGACCAUGGCAGGAUCUGUGGAACCAAAUGGAAGGUUUUCAAGGUGAUUUAGGCCUUUCAUUUUGAACUGGAGAAAUACUGAAUACUAAAAAGGAAGUGCUUUGUUACUAUAUCUAGAGGGAAUGGAGGUUCAAAUUGCAUAAUAGAGAUUUCUUGGUGGUAGCCAUGUUGAUAGUUGAGGGGAUCGGUGUUGCAUUUGAUUACUUUGGGGGUAUGAUUCUUUUUCAUUUGUAGGCUUUUUUUUAUAUAUAAAAUAUUGUGUUUUGCAGUUUCUGACUGGAGCUGGGUUUGAACCCACCACCUCCAGUAUAUGGAGCCAGCACCCUACUCCUUUGAGCCACAGGCACUGUUCACAAAAUAUUGUUUUAACAAUACCAACUUUUUUUUAAAAAAAGAAAAAGUCUGUUAGAGUGAUCCAUCUUUGACAAAUAAGCUCACAUUGAAAUGGAUGUCACUGUGGUCAUUUUGAAAAUUUUGGGGGUGUCCUGCCAUUGGUCAUCACCUGUGAUGGUGUGCGGCUUCAGAUUUAGAUAAAUCCAAUGAGCUUUCUAAUUUAAAGCCUGUGAAUUAGAUUUAAACUUGUUGAUCUCGGCAGCAAAGUGGCAUUCCCUUUAGCUUGGCUUUAAAUCACUUCAUUUAUAUUAUUAUAAAUUGCUAGGAAAUGAUUUUAUUAUACAUUAUCACAUUUAUAAAAUCACAUUGAUAUAAAGCAAGUGGGGCAGAAUGUCAAUAACUAGCUAAUUUGGGUAAAGGUAUGUGAGUUUUCUUUCGUAUUCCUUUUCCAGUUUUCCUAUCAGUUUGAAAUCAUAUUGAAAUAAAAGUAACACAAACUGCAUUGACAACUUGGCUUAACCAUUCUAUGAACAUUUGGUUGGGCCAUUUGCUGUGUGGACACUGAUUUCCAAUUAACUCUGGUUAUUAUUCUCCUUGAUAAACUGGGAGUGUUUGAAGACUCUGUACUAAGAUAUUUGAGAGGCUUUCUCUAAAGAUCGCAUAAUUGAUUAUGGAAUGGGCCAGCCAUGAGUGUCGGCUUUAACAUUGAGUUGAAAUGUUGAAGGAAGACGAGGCCCAAUGGAGAGAAACAACAUUGAAACACCGUGUUUACAAGAGGAAGGGCUUUAUUUCAGCGGUGGAAUUUGACGGCACAGAAGAAUUCAAAAUGUACACCCUCCCAGAUUGGCUCAGGCUCUCUAGUCAAAAAGUUCUGGCCUAUGGUACUGUUCUCAUUGGUCAGUUUGAAUCAAGCUUCCCAAGGUGACAUCAGAACCACAAGAUAGGCCUGUCCCAGGGCUCGGGUUUUUAUAGAAGCGGAAGCAAGCCUUAGUUUCUAGGUUCCAGAAAGUUAAGUUUCUACAAAUUCCAAGCUGAGUCACCAUGGGGAGGAUCUCACAGGUGUAUCCUUGGGAUCUCCUUGAGAAGACUUCUGUUCUCUUAGACCUUACUUUUUCCGGGUAUUCUCUCUCAAUUCAAUGAAAGUUUUGGUUUAAAAAAUGAAAAACAUUAGGCUCCAGUGACUCUUAAGAGGAAAAUAAAGGCAGACAAGCCAGUCCUCUCCUCCAGCAUCUUAAGUUUCCUCAUUUUAUGUGUUACACACGAAGCUUUAUCAAGGAUUGGAACUUAGUGAUGUGACUCAAAACAUUCUUACUUGUUAUAUAUUAUUUUCUUGUAACUAUUGAAAAUCCUGUUUCAUAAAACCAUUCCUGGGGACAGGGAGGACACUGCUCUUCUUUUUAGGCAUGUUUUACCAGUUGCCCUGUGAAGUGGGUUUUAUAGCCGAUGGGAAGGAAUUUACAUUGCAAUUCUGUCUUUACUAGCUCUGCAAACUUAAUCAAGUUAUUUAACUUUUAUGUUCAGUUUUCCUGUGCUAAAAUGGAACUAAUAGUACCCACCAUGCAAGUUGAUUUUGAAGAAUAAAUAAAAUAAUUUAUCUAAAGGGCUGGGUCUUAUGCCAGCACUUAGUGAAUGCUCUGUAAA
Molecule: messenger RNA, 5189 nt
Organism: Nycticebus coucang (slow loris)
Lineage: Eukaryota; Metazoa; Chordata; Mammalia; Primates; Lorisidae
Gene: MANBA
Product: mannosidase beta
Exons: 19
Coding region: 135-2897 (920 amino acids)
Biological process (GO): carbohydrate metabolic process; glycoprotein catabolic process
Molecular function (GO): beta-mannosidase activity
Source: RefSeq, a predicted model, not a curated record